AAAAUUCAUGAGAUACAUUCCGAGCAACACAUUUUUGUAACACCAUUCUUGGGUGAAUAUAAGUUGAUGUUCGUGACAAAAAUUGACAAGUCGUAUAGGGUACAAUGUUUCUACGCUGAAACAGCAAGAACCGUUACUCAAAACCUCAAUGUCAGUCCUGCUCACAACCUUCAUGGCGAAACACUCACUGCUACGGUGCCGCUGCCGGAGUGCAAAUACCAGGUUCUUUCUGAGGGAAAAAAUGGAACACCAUUGAAAUUUGCUUCAGUAGGUCAACAAGUCUACCACGAAUGGACAUGUGACCCAGAUGGAAAAUUGGCAGAUGACUCAUCCUUUUGUGCUACGGUUCACUCCUGCAAUGUGAAGGAGGACGGAGGACGCGAAGUGCAGUUGCUCGAUGAGAAUGGAUGCGCUGUGGACAGGUACCUCCUAAACAAUCUGGAGUACACAUCAGACCUGUCAGGAGGCCAAGUGUCCCAAGUGGCAUUUCCGGUGUUCAAAUUUGCCGACCAACCUUCGCUUUUCUUCCAGUGUCAAAUACGUAUUACCAUAAAAGAUGGAAGUGUUUGCAAGCGCACAUCAGACGACUGCCCAAGAACUUUGAGAGGAAAAAGAUCUUCUGAGAGUGAGGAUGAUAACAAUGUUGACGUCGUCUCCCAGUAUAUGACAGUGUUUGAUAUCGACGAUACUUCAACGGACUUAAGCUUCCUUUUAGAUCCUUUAUCCGUUCGUCAAUCAUCAAAUGGGGACAUCUGUGUCUCGCCACUCGCAGCCGGAAGUCUUCUUUCUGUAUUUGCCUCAUCUCUUCUGGUUUGUGUUGUGUGCUUGGCUACCAUGAAUCGGCGAGGCAUCACACAUGUGAAGCUGCACGACUAG
Messenger RNA from Cylicostephanus goldi, 876 nucleotides. Lineage: Eukaryota; Metazoa; Nematoda; Chromadorea; Rhabditida; Strongylidae. The record is from the annotation of a GenBank genome assembly.